CUCGAAUUCGUCGUUCGAUGUACCUUCCAGCAACGAUUAUAUAAUUAUUUGCCAGCGAUCCUAUUUCCUAGAUUCGAUCUCCUAUUCAUGAAAAGCUUGCGAAAGUUCUGCCAUUUUCUUGGAUUGUGAACCCUUGCCGAUCUCAAGGAUGGCCCCUCAUUCAGAUCAUGAAUCGGACGUAUCGACAGUCGAAACCUCGCACGAUGUAGACAUUCCAGUCCUGAUAGUCGGAGGAGGUCCAACUGGACUACUUCUCGCACACAUGCUAUCUCAACUAGGAGUCAAGUCUCUAAUCAUCGAACGGUACCCCACACGUUUGGCUGCACCAAAAGCACAUGCACUUUCGCCGAGGACGUUGGAAAUAUGCCGUCAAUUCGAUUUGGACGUGAAUGAAAUUAGAAGAUUAGGUACGAAUAGAGAUGAUGCUUACUGGGUAAACUUCGUGACGAGCUUGACUGGCAAGUAUGUGGGAAGUUUGCCAUAUGAAAGAAUGGACGCAGAAGUACUUGAGCAAACACCAACAAUGAUCCAUAACAUUCCUCAGCCAGCGUUCGAACAAUUUGUAGCUGCACGUCUGAAACGGGACGGGAAGGUAGAAGUGAGGAAGAAUCAUUCGUUCACGAGCUGCACGCAGAUAGGUGACAAAGUCUUUACGAGAGUAGAAGAUCGUAGUCUCAAUAGAACGUAUGAGAUCCGCUCACGACAUGUUAUUGCUUGUGAUGGCGCCAAAAGUAAAGUGAGAGAGAUAUUAGGUAUCGAAUGCGAAGGGGAAUCGUCAUACGAAACUAUGAUGACCAUACACUUCAAUGCAAAUAUUAGGUCUGUGGUGGGUGAGCAAGUCGGAAUGCUGCACUGGGUCAUGGACCCAGAAGUUUCAGGCUUCAUUAUUGGAUACGACUUGGACGACAAUCAAGUUCUCAUUUGCAACUUUGAUUCGGAGAAACAUCCUGUGGGGAGUUGGAAUGAGGAACAUGCUCACAGAGUCGUGACAGCAGCAAUUGGGAAAUCCAUCCCCUUCGACGUCCUUAGUUGGCGGCCUUGGAUCCUCAGCAGAAAGGUGGCCGAACACUACCAUCAAGGCAAUGUCUUCUUAGCUGGUGAUGCUGCUCAUGCAUUCCCUCCAACAGGAGGAUUGGGUCUGAACACAGGCCUUGCAGACGUUCACAACCUAGCCUACAAACUCGCAUCCCUCCACCAAAACAACGCCAACCCCUCUCUUCUCUCAACCUAUCAAACCGAUCGUCGCCAGGUUGCUAUGAUCAGCGCGCAACAGAGCGUCAAGAACGGCAAGAAAAUUUUUGGACUACUCAAGACUCUCGGCACUACCGACCCAGACAUCGAAAUUGCGAAGAAGAAUCUAUAUCAACGCAUCACGGACCCUACAACUCGUCUAGAAGUCCUGAAAGGCAUUGAGGGCCAAAGAGAGCACUUCGAUAACCUUGGACUACAUAUCGGCUACGUAUAUGGCGACACCGAGAUUCCUGCCAGUGCGUCACUUUACGUGCCUUCGUACCGAGCUGGUGCUCGACUUCCUCAUGCCUGGCUUUCAGGUGCUCCGAAGGGCUUGCAUCUACCGGAGGUUCCACCCAUUGACAAUUCAUACGUCUCGGAAUUCAAAGCAGACGUGCUGGCACAGAAACAGUACUCGACAUUAGAUCUUUGUGCUUUUGAUGCCUUUACGAUAUUUUACUCUUCGGCCUCUGAAGCACAUUGGGAAGAAGUACUUGCUCAACUCCGGUUGAGCUUUCCUAAGUCCUUGAAGAUCAAUGCUGCUGUUCUUGGGAAGGACUUCGAACUUGUUCCUGGUGCUAGGAAACAUGAGUGGGUGAUGGGUUUGCAACUUAACCACGGCGCUGGGGUAUUGGUCAGACCUGAUCAGCAUAUCUUGAAUUGCUAUGGGAAAGAGACGAGUGUCGAAGAAGUGAUUAAAGGCUUGAGGAGUCAUUUGGGUCUUUGAACAGGACAUUUGGCGAGCAACCAUUCCAACGUACAGUACUUUAAAAUGGAGAAUGGACAAAAGGACGAGAAUUGAAGCGCUGUCGUUGUCGAAUUCUGAAGCGACGAGCGGCACCAAAAGAUCCCAGAAUAUAGACCUAGUGGCUGAGAAAGCGAGUGUAAACCACACAUGAUUGAAACAGU
Molecule: messenger RNA, 2139 nt
Organism: Mollisia scopiformis
Lineage: Eukaryota; Fungi; Ascomycota; Leotiomycetes; Helotiales; Mollisiaceae
Product: 3-propionate hydroxylase
Exons: 7
Coding region: 149-1957 (602 amino acids)
Molecular function (GO): FAD binding
Source: RefSeq, a predicted model, not a curated record